Leptinotarsa decemlineata (Colorado potato beetle) is the source of this 1397-nucleotide messenger RNA. RefSeq names its product farnesyl pyrophosphate synthase-like. Gene Ontology annotation, cellular component: cytoplasm. Gene Ontology annotation, molecular function: (2E,6E)-farnesyl diphosphate synthase activity; dimethylallyltranstransferase activity. The record is from RefSeq and is a predicted model, not a curated record. Gene Ontology annotation, biological process: trans, trans-farnesyl diphosphate biosynthetic process. NCBI's taxonomy places the organism in Eukaryota, Metazoa, Arthropoda, Insecta, Coleoptera, Chrysomelidae.
AGACUAAAAUUACAGAUAUUAUUUGAAUAAAAUGCCAUAGGGAUGACGUCAACGAGUAUCUGUUCUGGUAUUCCCUUACAGCACACAUGGCGAAUAUAUAUAUUCCAGUUGGUCGAGGUAAUUCUUAUUGGUGAAGAUUUGAGUGCACUAAACGGGUUUCUAAAAGCAGACACUCGUUAUUAGUUAGCAAGUGAGAGCAUUUCCAAUAAAGUAUAAUGUGGAUGCAGAAAUACCGUACCGUGGCUAUUGAAGAAAUGUUUCGUUGGUCGAAAAAAUCUUUUCUUUGGGAAUUUCCUUGUGAAGAACGAUCUAGAAAUUUUCGUCGACGAAGGACGUGCACAGUACACGUACGAAAUUUCUCCUCGGAGGUGAAUUUGUUGUCGAAAAACGAACACGAGGAGUUUUCAUCUUUUUUUCCUGAGGUGGUAAAUACUUUGAUAGAUGUCGAACCUUGGAUUAGAAAUGAAGAAUCUCGAGAAAGAUUGAAAGAUGUUCUAGAGCAUAAUGUGAAUUUCUGGACUAAUUCCAGAGGUGUGGGGACGGUUUCGGCUUAUAAGGCUCUAGAAAAGCGUGAGAACAUAACCAAGAAAAAUAUUGAAUUGGCCAAUAUAUUAGGAUGGUGUGCAAGAUUGUACGAAGCAUCCUUAAUAAUACAAGAUGACAUCAUAGACGCUUCCGAAACGAGAGGAAACGUUUUAUGCUGGUACAAAAACAAAGACAUCGGUCUCAAUAUUGCAAUAGUUGACGCCAUUUACUUGAACGCAGGCAUAUUUUGGAUACUGAGAAAAUAUUUUUCUGCCUCCCCACAAUAUCCAGCCCUGUUAGAAAUAUUUCAUGAUCUGAAUUUCGGAGGAGCAUUGAGUCAGAGAAUGGAAUUGAUGCCGUGUAAUUUGAAUAAUUUCUGUAUGGAGCAUUACAAGUCGUUAGCUCAAGAAAAAGGAAGUCUCGCGUUCACUUUUAUAUCCAUGGCAAUGACUCUGGCUAAUUAUCCCGAAGAGUUACAUGAACGGAUCCGGCCUAUUCUGAAGGAGUUGGGAUUAUUUUACCAAAUUCAAAAUGACUACAUAGACUUCUUUGGGGACCCUGAAACAACAGGAAAAAUAGGAACAGAUAUCAGAAAAGGAGCCCUCACCUGGUUGGCUGUAAAGGCGUUAGAAAAAGCUGAUAGAGCUCAACGAGCCAAGCUGGAAGAUAAUUAUGGAAAAAUCGAACCACAUUCAAUUCAAAUCAUAGGAGAUUUAUAUAAUGAAAUGAAUCUACAGAAAGAAUACAAAAAGUGUGAAAUGGAAAUGUACAGAAGUAUCUAUUUGCAAAUAAUGGAGUUACCAAAGGAGUUGAAUUUGAGUUUUUUCUUAGCAGUGCUAGACGCGCUAAUCAAAGGAAAAUGGUUGACCUAA